Messenger RNA from Leptopilina boulardi, 578 nucleotides. It is a transcript of the gene PIG-P, whose product is annotated as phosphatidylinositol N-acetylglucosaminyltransferase subunit P. The transcript has a single exon. Gene Ontology annotation, molecular function: phosphatidylinositol N-acetylglucosaminyltransferase activity. Bases 150 to 545 code for a protein of 131 amino acids. The record is from RefSeq and is a predicted model, not a curated record. NCBI's taxonomy places the organism in Eukaryota, Metazoa, Arthropoda, Insecta, Hymenoptera, Figitidae. Gene Ontology annotation, biological process: GPI anchor biosynthetic process.
GACAGAAAGCAAGCAAAUUGCGAACAGCUCUAACGUCAUAUUUUGAUAGUUUACUUCUUGUUUUAGAUACAAUAAUAGAAUUUAAACCAGAUAAUUAUUAACAAUGUCAAAAAAAAAUAAUUGCAAUUUAUAAUUAAUUUUUUUAAAAAAUGGCUGAACAUACACCAGCUCCUUAUGCACCAAGAUCAGUUUAUGGUUAUGCAUUAUAUAUAGGAUCAAAUUUAUUAAUUUUACUUUAUUUAAUAUGGGCAUUUAUUCCCGAAGAAUUUUUGAAUGAUUAUUUAAGUUUAUCUUAUUGGCCCUCAAAAUAUUGGGCAGUAGCUAUUCCCGUUUGGGCAAUAACUGCAAUUUUAUUAUUUGGUUUUAUUAUUUAUCCUGCAAUUAAUAUGCUACUUACUCCAAAUAUUGAUGAUAUAAGAACUAUUACUGAUAAAUAUUCAAUUUCGGAAUGUGUAACGGUUACUGGUGGCAUUCCGCCAAUUUUUGACAUUCCGAUAUCUCAAGUUUGUAGAACUUUGUACUUGCCUGAUGAUAAUGAGAAUUAAAAAAAUUUUAGUAAAAAAAAGUCGGUAGAAUAA